Bipolaris sorokiniana ND90Pr is the source of this 1325-nucleotide messenger RNA. RefSeq lists its product as uncharacterized. The record is from RefSeq and is a predicted model, not a curated record. The transcript is spliced from 4 exons. The coding region runs from base 139 to 972 and encodes 277 amino acids. Gene Ontology annotation, cellular component: cytoplasm. NCBI's taxonomy places the organism in Eukaryota, Fungi, Ascomycota, Dothideomycetes, Pleosporales, Pleosporaceae. Gene Ontology annotation, molecular function: aldehyde-lyase activity.
AUACGUACAUAGGCUAUGACGAUGCUACCCUCUCUCCGCCGAGCAACUCUACCACGCCUAUUACUCACAAAACAAGUCCCAAUCAACCUCAGUUUCUCCUCACAAAAACCCAGCUUCACAUUCUUUUCAACAAGAAAAAUGAACACCCUCCAAGAAGCAAGCCGGAUAUACAAGGCCCUUCAGAAACCCGGUCCGACAUUCGGAGGAUGGCAGAUGCUCCCAGGCACUAACCUCGCCCGUUCAAUCGCCCGCUCAGGCGUCGACUGGAUCUGCGUCGACACAGAACACGGCAACAUAUCCGACAGCGAAAUGCACGAAGCCGUAACCGCUAUUGCGCUCUCAGGCGUAAGUCCGCUCGUGCGAAUAGCCUCGAACGAGGCGUGGAUGGUGAAGCGCGCCCUCGACUCCGGCGCUCACGGCAUAAUCGUGCCCCUAAUCUACACCGUCGACGACGCCAAACGCCUCGUUUCGUCUGCGAAAUUCCCACCACAAGGUACACGCGGGUUUGGGUCGCCGUUGCCAACACAGUGUUUUGGGAAUGAAGCAAUGUCGUAUUAUUUGCAGCAUGCGAAUUCUACACUCAUAACAAUCCUCCAAAUCGAAACCCGCCCUGCCCUCGAGCACGUCCGCGAAAUCGCCGCCUUGCCGGGCGUAGACGUCCUUCUUAUUGGCCCCUUCGACCUAGGCAAUAACAUCGGGCACCCCAUUCUCACGGGCGAAAUCGCACCAGAACUUGACGCGGCGAUUGAAGCGAUCAAAGAGGCAGCGCAUGCUGAAGGGAAAAAAGUAGCGAUUUAUUGUAAUUCGGGCGAGGAUGCGAAGAGGUAUGCGCAGAGGGGAUUUGAUAUGAUGAGUGUUUUGACCGAUCAGAUUGGCAUUACGGGGGCGUUUCAGAGGAGUUUGGGUGUGGCGAAGGGGGAGGUGGAGGGGAGUGGUGGGGAUGGGAAGGUUAAGGGGUAUGAUGGGAGGUGAGGAUAUAAGCUUUAAUCAUGAUGGUAUUUUCGAGUGUCGGUUGCAUCUUUUGGGGGUUCGAGGAUAUUUCAACAGGACCGCUGAAUACCACGGAUCUAAUGUACAUUGUUCUUUUUUCAUCUUCGUCGUCUGGAAAAAGAACAAAAGGAAAGCUGUUUCCAGGCAACCAUGAAAAACUUCAACCUUUCAUAUUCAUACAGAAGAAUGACACUCUAACAGUAGGGUCGGCUAUAGGGAUUUGGGAAAGAGGAGGCAAAGUAGCAGAUAGAUGAGAUAGGUUCCGGGCUCUCUCGUAAGACUACUACACUUGUCGACGAGAUGUAGAUUUUGCCUUUUUGCUACGCCUCAUGGAU